CUGUUGAAGUUGCUCUGUCGCUCCUUCCACUGGCGACGGAUUUGUCCCGGAGUAACCCCGUCCAACAUUCGUAUUCUGUACAUUUUUAACGCUUUGUAUUUAGCUAAACGGUACUCUAUAACAAUAUUUGCUUUUAUUUGACAACAUCUAAGUGAUUUUCCUCCUUUGUUUAGUGCACAAUUGUGAAAUACGUGGACGUUCACCUGAGGAACACAAUGCAAAGAGUACAUUUUUUGAAAGACUGCUUCCUGAACUUGGAUACUUUCCACAAGCAGAUCGUGAUCGGCACAGCGGUAGCAGCAGGCGUCGCAUUGCUGUACGUUCAGCACAGAAGAUGUUCCAAAGUUCAAACUAUUCCCCAAGGUGAUGGGUGGUGGGGAGCAGGCGAGAAACCACAAUCAGAAGAUGACAAGAUCUACUCUUUUGAGGUGCAAACCUCAGAUGAUGAAAUCAAGGUCCUUCAAGAGCGCAUUGACAAUACCCGCUACAGUGACCCUCUGGAAGAUAGCACAUUUGAGUAUGGAUUCAAUUCCACUUAUCUCAAGCAAGUGGUUUCCUAUUGGAGACACCAGUAUGACUGGAAAAAACAAGUGGCAAUGCUGAACAAGUAUCCACACUUCAAAACAAAAAUCGAAGGAUUAGAUGUGCAUUUCAUCCAUGUUCGGCCAACUCCACAAAAGAAUCAAAAAGUGGUCCCACUUAUGCUUGUUCAUGGCUGGCCAGGCUCCUUCUUUGAAUUCUACAAGAUCUUGCCACUUCUCACUGAGAGCCACAAUGAUCUCGCCUUCGAGGUCAUAUGCCCGUCUAUACCUGGAUAUGGUUUCUCGGAGGCCCCUCAUAAACAAGGUUUCAACACUUUUGCUGCUGCCAGAAUUUUCCUGAAAUUAAUGGAGCUUUUAGGGUUCUUGCAGUUCUACCUGCAGGGAGGAGACUGGGGCUCUUUGAUCACCACCAAUAUGGCACAGAUGAAGCCUCAGUGUGUGAAAGGUCUCCACUUAAACAGUUUUAUGUCAAGAAAAGGGUCUAAAGUGAUGUUGUCCCUCUUGAUUGGCCCCUAUCUGCCCUGCUUGGUGAGCCUGAGUCGGGAAGAUGUCCGCCGCUUGUUCCCAUUUUUUAAAAAGCAAGUGUGGACCAUCUUGAGGGAAUCAGGCUACUUACACAUUCAGGCUACCAAACCAGACACUGUAGGUUGUGCGAUGAAUGACUCCCCGGUAGGCUUGGCUGCUUACAUUCUGGAGAAGUUCUCCACCUGGACUGACAUGGAGAACAUACACCUGGAGGAUGGUGGGCUGGAAAGGAAAUUUAGCCUGGAUGACCUCUUGACAAAUGUCAUGAUCUACUGGACCACAGGCUCCAUCGUCUCCUCCAUGCGUUUCUACAAAGAGAACCUUAAGGAGAAUAUUGAAAACAGGAUUGACUCAAGGACAAGAAUAUUUGUACCGACAGGAUUGGCUGCCUUCCCUGGAGAGCUGAUGCACUGUCCUAAAUCGUGGGCCCAAAAUAGGUUUCAAAACAUUGUCUCAUACACAAUGAUGCCUCGAGGUGGUCACUUUGCUGCCUUUGAGGAGCCUCAUCUGUUGGCCAAUGAUCUAAUCCAGUUUGUUAGAAGGGUGGAGCUUUGAAAACACACCUGUAGUCUGAAUACCCCAUACUAUGCACAAUAUAUCUCUUGAGUCUAUAAUCAUCCUUAAUUCUCACAUAUUCAUAAAAAGUAGAGAAAUAGUAUAUUGUAAAAACAAACAAUUGAUUACAUUUAUCACUACAAGAUUUACUGGGGAUUAUGACUUCACAAGUUCUUCGUUAAAAUGUUACAAAAAGGUUGCAACUUAAUUCUCACAUAUUCAUUAAAAGUAGAUAAAUAGUACAUUGUAAAAACAAACAUUUGACUUGAUAGAUCAAUGCAAGUUUUAAGUUCUUCGUUAAAAUGUUGCAACUUAAGUAUUUAAUUGUCCUUGUAUUGUAUGUAUUGAUUUUAUUUUCAAAUCCCAUUUUUCUCACUCCUUCCUUGGGGCAUAGCAAAUAUUGUUAAAUACUGGGAAAAAAUGCUUUGUUUGAUUGUAAACCAUAUACAAGUAUAAAAACAAGUAAUUUA
Syngnathus typhle (broad-nosed pipefish) is the source of this 2092-nucleotide messenger RNA. RefSeq names its product epoxide hydrolase 5 (gene ephx5). Gene Ontology annotation, molecular function: epoxide hydrolase activity. The record is from RefSeq and is a predicted model, not a curated record. Bases 216 to 1622 code for a protein of 468 amino acids. NCBI's taxonomy places the organism in Eukaryota, Metazoa, Chordata, Actinopteri, Syngnathiformes, Syngnathidae. The transcript is spliced from 9 exons. Gene Ontology annotation, biological process: arachidonate metabolic process; epoxide metabolic process.